UUGUUGCUACCCGUCCGUACCUUACUGUUCAUCUGUUAGAAAUGGCUGAAGCCCCUCCACGGCCCUGCCGGUUUUUUUGCCACCGGUGUUCAGCAGAAAUUACUCCACGUUUACCGGACUAUACAUGUCCACGAUGUGAAUCUGGUUUUAUUGAAGAAUUAUCGGAAGACAGAAGGAGCUCCGAAAAUGGGUCUGCAUCCACCUCCUCUGCCAGUGAUCACACUCGUCAAGCUUUUGAGAACAUGGAUCACCAGCACUUAUUUACAUUUCCCCCUGGAUAUGGUCCUUUCACCCUGGGCAUUUUUGAUGAAAAUUUUGACCUCCGAACGCGUUUACCCUCAGAGGACAACAGAGAGACAGAAAACAGGAGGGAAAGGGAAAUGGCAUCCCGUCAGCGAUACAGUGCCAGGCAGCCACGGGGUCGACAUGUUCCUAGGCGACAGGGUACGCGUCAUGAGGGAGUGCCCACCUUAGAAGGAAUUAUCCAGCAGCUAGUUAAUGGAAUCAUAGCACCUACAGCCAUGCCGAAUAUUGGGAUGGGACCAUGGGGUAUGCUACAUUCUAAUCCAAUGGACUAUGCUUGGGGUGCCAAUGGACUUGAUGCCAUCAUCACACAGUUAUUAAACCAGUUUGAGAACACUGGUCCCCCUCCUGCAGACAGAGAAAGAAUAAAGAACUUACCAACCAUUUCCAUCACACAAGAACACGUCAGUGCUGGUUUAGAGUGUCCCGUGUGCAAAGAAGACUACAGUGUUGAAGAGAGAGUUAGACAACUUCCAUGCAAUCACUUGUUUCACAAUGACUGCAUAGUGCCGUGGCUGGAGCAGCACGAUACAUGCCCCGUGUGUAGGAAGAGUCUUAGUGGACAGAACACAGCCACAGACCCACCAGGGCUAUCGGGAAUGAACUUCUCUCCUUCCUCCUCCUCCUCAUCCUCCCCAAGCUCACCUAGUAAUGAAAAUGCGGCCAGCAACUCAUAGACCUUCCUCUGUGGUCUGCAAACACCAAAACCUGCUGAGAUCAAGGCCGUUUUCUGUUGUGACUCUUGAGGACUAACUUGACUUUUAGUCAUUCCUCUCUGUGUGUUGAAUGGAUGCCAGGUCCAGCGCCUGCUGCUAUUGUUCCAGACUUUAAGAGACGUUUAGACUGAGUUGAAAGAGAAUUCAGAGAGGUUGUGAAUUAUAAUACCAAUGGGAUUGCGACCAGACCCGGAUCUUUUGUUUUGAGCCAUCAUGGACUGCUUUUUGAUGGGGCCGUGUCUUUGCCACCAAGGCUGAGAGACGUUUUAUAUAUUUAAAGGUCACAAAUGUUCUUUUUAGAUACAUGAAGAAAAGAGACAAAAAACAAUGCCUGUGGUGGUGUUAAAUUAAGUGAUGCCUGGAUAUAGAAUUUAUUUGGAACUGUCACACUGUGCAGCCAAAAAAUCAAAUUAGAUUGCCCUUGUGAAAGAAUCUGAUAUACAGCAGAAUUUCUAUUUAUUUGUAUCUUCCUUUUGCAUAGCAUUCUGCGUCGUAGUGAGAAUGUGAAUUUGGGUAAACUACUGUACAAAUACAAACAGGAUACAACUUUUUCUUUCAAUUCAUUUUUCAGAACGUGUUUGCUUUUUUUUUUUUAAAUUAACCUUUUAUCCAAGCUUAUUCUGAUGUAAACAUUUGUUACCGAGGUAAAAAUGGUUACAGCUCAACAAAUGCACAUGCUUUUUAGUCCUCUAGUGACCGUCGGAGGCGUGGAUAAUCUUACCUCUAUGGAAGUGGCCAAAUGUGUUUCACUAAACAAGUGUUAUUUUAUUUGCUGAAUUUUUGUACUGUUACAAUAAAGUGCUAACCCCCCCCCAAACAGAUUUCAAGAUUUCUGUGAAAAA
Molecule: messenger RNA, 1861 nt
Organism: Menidia menidia (Atlantic silverside)
Lineage: Eukaryota; Metazoa; Chordata; Actinopteri; Atheriniformes; Atherinopsidae
Source: the annotation of a GenBank genome assembly